GAUCAACAAACAAAAAUCCCCAAGUUUCCGGCACUCUUCGCUCUCCGAGGCGUCCGACUUGCUCAUACCCAGAAUACAAUCCAAUUCUCUCUCUCCUGCGGCACCGCGCCAAGCCGGGUGCUGCGAUCAGCAUGGUUCUUGCACCCCGGCCCUCGGAUCCGGAGGUCAACCCGGACAGGGGCUCCGGAGACCGGGACCCGAAUGAGACGGGGCCGGUCGGGGUCGUCCAGGACAUCCCAGAAACUCAGGAGAUUGACUUUGUCACAUUGGGCAUGUUUAUCAUCGACGAGAUUGAGUUUCUCCCACAGAAGCCCCCAGCCCGCGACGUCCUCGGCGGCGCCGGCUCCUACUCAGCCCUCGGCGCCCGCCUCUUCUCUCCGCCCCCGUCCUCCAAGACGGUCGGCUGGAUAGUCGACCAAGGCUCUGAUUUUCCCCCUUGGAUCAAGUCCCAGAUCGACAGCUGGCAGACCUCGGCCCUGUUCCGCUACGAUCCGUCCCGCCUCACCACCCGCGGCUGGAACGGCUACACCGACGCUUCGGAGCGCCGCGCGUUCCGCUACACCACGCCCAAGAAGCGCCUCGUGGCCGAGGACCUCACCCCUCCCCUGCUCCAGGCCAAGGCGAUCCACCUGAUCUGCAGCCCCCGGCGGUGUCAGGAGCUCGUAACCGACAUCCUCGCCCGGCGCAAGGCCGCCUACUUCUCCUCCUCCCUGCCUCCUCACGACCCCCGCGGCGAAGGGUACACCCGCCCGCUCAUCAUCUGGGAGCCCGUGCCGGACCUCUGCGUGCCGUCCGAGCUGCUCAACUGCACCAAUACCCUGCCGAUGGUGGACAUCUGCUCGCCUAACCACGCCGAGCUGGCCGGCUUCCUGGGCGGCGACGGGCUGGACCCGGAGACGGGCGCCGUCAGCACCGCCGCCGUCGAGAGCGCCUGCGAGCAGCUGCUCGCCAGCAUGCCGCUCCAGAGCUACACCCUCGUGGUCCGCGCCGGCGACAAGGGCUGCUUCGUCGCCCGCAACGGCGGCAGGAAGAAGAAGGUGAUCGCCGGCGGCGGCGGCGGCGGCGGCAGCGGUGGUGGUGGUGCGGGCGGAGACCAGGCGGCGUCCAAGCCCAAGAAGAAGAAGGAAUACAUCCGCGGCGGUCUCACCCCGGACAUGGACAUGGAGGCGCUAUUUGCCGGCCUGAUGCAGGACGAAGAGGGCCGGGUCGCGCGGGAGGAGAUCGAGAUCGACCCGGGUCUCGAGAAGUGGAUCCCCGCUUACUACGGCGACGGCUACGGGAAGGGAGAUGCGAGGGAGAAGGUCGUCGAUCCGACGGGCGGGGGUAAUACCUUCCUCGGCGGCCUGUCGGUCGCCUUGGCGAGAGGGAAAUCGAUCGAGGAGGCCUGCGCGUGGGGCCACGUAGCGGCCAGUUUCGCGAUUGAACAGGUCGGCUUCCCGGUGCUGGGCGUGGACGAGCAAGGACGGGAGACGUGGAACGGCGUUCGCGUGGAAGACAGGUUGCGGGAGUUUCAGGAGCGGCUUUGACUUGCGGAGGGUCACCUUGGUUCUCAAGGCAACAGGUAUAGAGAGAGCGGCCUGGAUGAUAAUCAAAUAGACAAAGUGCCCAUAUCGACUUUGCGUUUUGAACUAUAUAGUCCGAGCAUGGAAAUAUGACCGAGCUGGCCAC
Thermothelomyces thermophilus ATCC 42464 is the source of this 1668-nucleotide messenger RNA. RefSeq lists its product as uncharacterized. NCBI's taxonomy places the organism in Eukaryota, Fungi, Ascomycota, Sordariomycetes, Sordariales, Chaetomiaceae. The record is from RefSeq and is a predicted model, not a curated record. The coding region runs from base 132 to 1526 and encodes 464 amino acids. The transcript has 2 exons.